This is a messenger RNA of Pseudo-nitzschia multistriata, 3585 nucleotides long. The record is from the annotation of a GenBank genome assembly. NCBI's taxonomy places the organism in Eukaryota, Bacillariophyta, Bacillariophyceae, Bacillariales, Bacillariaceae.
CCGUAGGGAUUCUUGGUAAUUUUGCAAAGCAAUAUUAGGGAGAUUUAGUCGUUCGAAGCAGUAUCCUAAGUCAUUCAACGUUGUAGCUGUUUCUUUUGCAAGUCGUCUUUCUCGAAAUAUCGUUAAUGCGUAUUCAUGGCAUUUUCUCGCAGCUUCGGCAUCGCGUUGCAUGUGAACACGGAUAAGUCCGAGAGCAUUCCAGGCAUCGGCACAUUUUUGAUGAGCAGAUCCAAAUCGUACUUGGGCAUCUCGUAAGUCAAGAAGCACUUGUUUCAGGACAGGAUUGCUGCUGUUUUCAUCGUUCAAGCCUAUCAGAGGCUGCUCUUCUAGAACCGUUUUCUGAUGCAGUGAUGUUUUCUGGAACUCCAUCGGUUGCAUGGAAGACUCGAAAACUCUGUUUUGAUCAUGGGUCGUAGCGAUCAUCAUUGUUUUACGUUAUUUGAUAUGCGUUACACUUUCGUGAAGGAAUUGUCGAAUACGUUAUGAAUGCAAUACUGUAUCGUCAAAAAUUAUGUGCGGGGAAUUGGUUUUUUUUUCUCGUCGUAUUGAGAGUAAUUCUAGGCGAUCAGGUAGGUCAGAAAUAAUGAUUGGAAAGCGGUGAAGAAGUUGAAAAAUUUUGUUUCUCGUCGAGCUUCAAGUUCAACUCUGCAUAGAAAACUACAUUUUCUAAUCGUAUUUGAUAGUGAAUUGUUAGCCAUAAGGAGUACAGUAUGCUCGAACAAGACAUGAUUGUUUCAAACUGGUACUAGUACUUUUUGUGUGUCAAAAGUGAAUAACUUCAACGUUAUACUCAAUCUUUAUUUAACUCCGUUUUGUAAAUUCAAAUGAUUUUACUUAUUGAUCAGAUUUUCAAUAUAAUAGCCUCCAGAUUACUCGGACCGGGCCAGAAGAAUGAUAUCUAGUUUAUCACAGUACUCGUACGUCGACAAGCCAACUAAUCCCGCUUCUAAUACAUUCACUUAAGGGUCUCGAAUCUCGUCGUUGUACUACAAUCAACGUCACCCAAUCGUAGGAACGACGAAGACGAUUUGCCAUGCUCGUUGAUAAGGGCCAAACAGGUUUUUCAUCAAGGAGUGCGAACGAAGAAAGCGGCGGACAGAGAAACGUUUUUUGAUGGUACGAGUACGAACGAGUACCAUACAUACGAAGUACAAUGAAUGAAUGAUCCCGCGACUACAUUACAGGUACCAAGUGAACGAGACGUAUCCGUACGUGUACUACCAAGGCUGUUCAUGGCCGGAUUUUAUUCCAUAUUUGGCGUUUUGUUAGAGUUAGGGUUAACAAUAUAAUUUGGUAGGAAUCAAGCAAUCUGAUUGGCUAAUAUAGACACUGGAAGUAGAAGUACAUUAUUUUGCGUCAUUGUACGAGGUACAGAACCAUACGAUCACGUCUCGUCACAGCUUUGUCAUAAUCAUCAUAUUGUGGUGGAUCUAAAAGAACUGACGACGUUAUAGAGCUUACGAACGAUGAUGAGAAGGGCGCAUAGUAUUCUGGAAAAGUCGCAGUGGACGCAAGCACUGAAAACUUUCCGGACCAAACGGGAUCCACGCAACCUUCUUCGACCUCGUUCCAGGCUCUUCGGUACCAAGGCUGGUACUCAUGAUGAUAGUAUCAGCACGGGCAUCGAGCAACAUGUACGACCUGACAUUGCCUUUAUUUUAGAACACUACCGCAUCCAUCGACGUGAGAAAGAAGGAACGAACGGAACAUCUCGCGAAUACUUGUUGCUACCGCCGGAUGUGUACGUACCCCAAGUGAUCCAAGAUCCAAGCCUGCCAGCUGCGGCUCUAUUUGCCCACAGCAAUAUUUUGUUUGGCGCAAGAUCGUUUCACGGUUAUGAUAUGGCGGACGUUUGCUUGCCGCUGGUACGAGCCGCCCUCGAGGAAUCAGAAAUGGUAGAGCAUGGGCAGCAACCUCAGGCAGUGGCCAGCCUGACUGGGCUCUCCGAGUGGGUGGCAACGUGUUUGGAUAAUGAUAGAUACGGAGAGAGCCAGACGCUGAUGCGACUGGCUGGACACGAUGUAGCUAGUGAAAACGAGAAGAAGGGAAACUCGGUCUCUCUAGAGGCGGUUCGUGCCAUUGCAACUGGUGUACCACGUCCGGGUCACUCAGUUGUUGGUCAGGGUACAUUUCGGGAUGGGCAAGAAGCGUGGAAAGAACUCGCCAAGGAAUUCGCUGGCCUGGGGUUGUCAGAGGAAGUUAAUUUAUACGAAAAACAAGGAGGAAACCUCGUCGGCAUUGAGCACCUGGCGGACAGGAGUCCAGAUAACAUGAAAAAUGCGGGAGGGGCAAUGGCGAGACUAUUUUUCUUGUAAUGGAAGAAUUGAUGCAUUUACCAAUAGGUUUGGACGAACGCAACAGGGUUUGAAAUAAACUAAACCUUCGAAGUUGAUUUCAUUAUUUCGUUUGGGUCAAAUCACAUGAAAUUUGGUCUUAAGGAAAGUGCUUUAGCUGCCCAAGUUCUCAGGAGGACAUUCUGUGCCUACUCUCCAUAGAUAUUGACAUUGAGAUUCUUGGUCUCACGUCGCAUUCUGGUUGGUGGUAGCUUAAAGGUGAUACACUAACCAGAAGCAGGAGUGGAGAGGUUGGAACUCCCAUGUCUGCCGGUUUCGUUGAUCAAUUCAAAUUGGAUCAUUGCAUAUUUCGUUAGUGUUAAAGAUAUUUCUUCGCUUGUUUUCUUGAUCGAUGACAGAAGCGAUUGCUUCACUACUAUUGGCCAAGAAGAAGUCUACUAGUACUCUAGAAGUAGAUCAUGGUAAGUAGUUGCAUGAGUACUAGCAGUAAGAAGCGCAUAAAUUGGUAGGGGAGAGGCAUCCAUGAGUAAAACAAGGAGAGUAUCAAUCAUUAUCACAAAACCACCUCAAUAUUUUUUGUUGUCAUUUUCCGUAAAAUGCUAGCAGUUUUGGAUGAAAGGGAAAACUAUACUUCCGAGCAUGGAUUGUAUUUUCAUGUAUUAAUAACCAUCCUUUGGUUUUACUGCUGCGCAAAUUGUUACGAAAGUGAAGAAGUGAUUUGUGUUCAAGGCUUCGGCAUUUAUAUGCAAACGCUAUUGUAUUUUUCCAAGAACUUCUGGAAUUGGAACAUAACAUUAUAGUUGGAUCAUUCGUAUUUUUCUUAAAUUCUAAAUAUUAGGCAGCGGUAGACACCAGGGUCAUUUAUCCAGUGAAUAAUACUGCCAUUGCAUUCCUAACCGUGAUACAACCCUGCAGUUCAUCCAGACAGCACGGCAUUUGUCAAACCAAGUCCGACAUCGUUCAUAACUUUGUGGAACGUUUUGUUUCUCGUCGUGAUCAAUGCUAUCAUGGUAUAAAUUUUCUUGAAGGCAUUAGAUCUUGAUUCCCUGGAACCUGUUUUCUUCUCGGGCUUCGUCCCAAUUCUCGAUCCAAGCAUCGGGACAGAUGCUGGUGGAGUAUUGUCUGUAAACCUGGCACUUGUCGUCGGCAUCGUCCCCACUCUGCUUCAAGCAAACCAACCAUUCAUUGUAGCGAUUCCAACAGUGGAGGGCCUGGUUCUGAGCGGGGAAUCGUGCAUCACGGGGGGUGGUGCGAACAUUCUUGACCUGGUGCAAGAGAUCUUCCUGCUUCU